GUCAAUUUGAUGUUGCUGCUUUCGUUGCUUUCGUGAAUACAUAUAUAGUCAUCUGUGUUUACGGCAAGGAAUCCAAAACACCGUAGAGUUUCCAUCUGUACCCUCAUUAUUAUUGUUGUUGUCAUCAGCCUUUCAUUGUGACGCUCUGUGCCAUCUACUGAUCGUGUUCGUCAGCGUUGCACCGUCGUCGACACCCGUUGAAAGAAACACAAAGCGCGCUCUACCGCGAGUUCAGCCAUAUCUUUUCGUUGCUGGCGUCGACGGACUUCGUUGUCGUUCUAUAUCCCUCUUUCUCUGAAGGUCAUCGUACGCACGAGCCCAGCGGCACUUCUUGCCUUUUCGCUGCCGCUGUUGACGCAUACACGGAGGAAUAUGGGCAACCAAGAUCGCGAAGGCGCCGGCCAAGCCGAGACGCACAACACCCUUCAGGAAAACCACGACCCCGUCACCGAGCCGCGCACACCGGAGUGUCCAGCAAAGCAAACAGAGACAGGGGCACCGUUGCCGCAGGCGCCGACCUCGAUGAGCCGUCCUGAAAAGCCAAACUACGGCGGCAUCACCGGCAACGGCAGCCUGUUUCAAAUAAACCCCGACAAGUACGCGAAGUUGGUGAAGCAGGAAGAAAAGUACCGCACGUUAGCGCAGAAGAUCAUGGAUCGGUGCGGCAUCACCAUCGGCGGGGACCGCCCCUUCGACCUGGUGGUGCACAACCCCCUCUUUUACCGCCGUGUGAUCAACAAGGGCAGCGUUGGUCUGGGGGAGUCCUUCAUGGACGGCUGGUGGGACACGCGUGACUUCUACGCGCUGGACGACUUUUUCAAGCGCAUCUUGGAAGGUGGGCUGGAGUACUACUUUCCGAACAACGCGAAGGACAUGGCGAACGUGCUCAAGGCGAAGAUGUUCAACCCGCAAACCAAAUCGAAGAGCAAGAAGGUCGGGAUGCAGCACUACGACAUCGGGAAUGAGUUCUUCAGCAACAUGCUGGGGCCCAGCAUGCAGUACAGCUGUGCGUACUGGGAGCGCCACAUCGGCGACGCGGCCGGCAACUCCGUAGAACCCGUCGCGACGCUUGACGAAGCGCAGCAAGUGAAGCUGCACAUGCUCGGGGAGAAGCUGAAGCUGAAGCCUGGGAUGGAGGUGCUGGACGUGGGCUGUGGGUGGGGCGCGUUGGCCAGCUACCUCAGUCAAACCUACAACGUACGCGUGACCGGCAUUACCAUCUCGGAGGAACAGCGGAGGAGCGCUGCGGCGCGGAACAAGGACGACCCUCGCGUAACAAUUCUCAAGCAGGACUACCGCGACACCAAGUUCAGCCGCAAGUUUGAUCGCAUCGUUAGCGUCGGCAUGUUCGAGCACGUCGGCCCGAAGAACUACAGCACCUUCUUCAAGCACAUGCGUCGUUUGUUGAACGACGCCGAUCGCGACGCCGUGUUUCUGCUGCACACGGUCGGCAGCAACAUCACGAAGGACAGUGCGGAUCAGUGGUACCUCAAGUACAUCUUCCCUGGGGGCUGUCUGCCGAGCAUUUCCAGAAUUGGCAAGACGAUUGAGAACCAGUUCGUGAUGGAGGACCUGCACAACUUCGGCUACUUCUACGGUCUCACGCUGCUCGCCUGGCGAGAGAACUUCCUUGCCCACUGGAACAACUCCCCGGAGAGUGGCAAGACGCACGCGGACGUGUUCUUUCGUAUGUUCUACUACUACCUCAGCAGCAGCGCCGGUGCCUUCGCGGCGCGCGAUCUGCAGCUGUGGCAGAUUGUGUUGAGUCCGCACGGUGUGCCUGGCUAUGCGAAUGUGUACCGUCCGUAA
Messenger RNA from Leptomonas pyrrhocoris, 1809 nucleotides. RefSeq names its product cyclopropane-fatty-acyl-phospholipid syntahse. The record is from RefSeq and is a predicted model, not a curated record. Lineage: Eukaryota; Euglenozoa; Kinetoplastea; Trypanosomatida; Trypanosomatidae. The transcript has a single exon. The coding region runs from base 373 to 1809 and encodes 478 amino acids.